AUGAAUCACAACGCAGCAGACCAGGAUUCAUCAGGUUCUCAUAGGUCAUCACACUUUAUCGCCCGUGAAGGAUAUCCGCCUCAAUGGGAUGAUUAUACGGCACAAGCGUAUGAUGUCGUACUUAAGACCCGAAAAAUCGAUCCAAACACGGACGCCAUCUAUUAUCAUUUUUUAUUAAAGCUGGUCUUGAUACCUGGCGAUGAUUGGAGCGAAAAAUUUGAAAAUUUCAUGAGGAGUCUUGGGUUAUCGGCCGGGGACGAGGAGAAUGGUUGGAUGUUUCUCCGACGCGACAUUGCAUUCGGUGACCGCGAAUUACUUGAAAGUGAUAGAAGUUCGGUAAAUAUCACCACAGAAUUUGAAUCAGGGCGAAACGCGCUCAAUCUUUCUCUGCCGAUGACACCAACGGAAUCUUCAAUAAGGAACCGCGCGCCAAGAAAAAAUGCAAAUGGCGAUAAUCGAGUGCCGACAGAGUCCAAUUGCCGGUCUGCUUCCGUGAAGAAUUUAAAUAACGAGAGACAACCAUUAAAAGAUAAUAACUCCAUAUUUUUUGGUUUCAAAAGCCCGGAACACACACUAGAGACCCCGAUCUUCAACUUUGCGUCUUCUCUGAAAACUGUAAGAACGGAGGCUGGAACUUCGAAAGGACCUGAUAACGAACCCGACGGUUUUGAGAAUCUACAUAUAUCAUCAUUUAAAAGAUCAAAUGAAGGAAUUAUAUUUAAAGAAACUGGGAAAAAAGGGCAAGAGCUUGAUGCACAUGAUUCAGUUGCCUCAGACAAUGAUGGAAAUUUUUAUUUCGACCAAUCAGUUCGGUCAAACUUGUCGGAAGAUAAAUUAUUCGAAAAAGUCGUGAGGCCGCAAGAAACAGGCAACCGUCAACCAGUCAACUUUGUAAAUAAUAAACUGUCGGAAAAAAAUACAGUAAAUACGUAUAUACCAAUAAAGUUGGAAGAAAACACUAAACAUUUAGACAUUACAUCAAGAACGGUAAGACAAUCGGAGAUGAUAAAUGAAAACAUCACUAUAAUAAAAACAUCAGAUGAAAUCAAAGAUCAUCAGGAAUUAGAAAAAAGGAAAGAGCAUCAAACUGGCAAGAUAUCGGGGAUUAAUCCAUCGAGGGAAAUGUCUAACUUAAAAGGAUGCAUUGGAUCACCACGCGAACCCGUGACUCCCCUGAUAACGAAGGAUGACGUGGAAAGUGUAAGUACGUCAUCAAGCAAGAAUGUGUCACAAUCUAAAUUGCAGAUAGCAUCUCUCGACUCCAUGCAUUUAGAGAAAUCUGAUACUCCAGAGAGUAUAUCGGAAAUGAUAUUGGACAGUCAAAUGUUUGAGGAAAUGCAUGGACAUUCAAUUGUAACGGCACCAGAAUCGACAUCACCAAAUGAACUUCGUGUCAGUCGAGAUUUGGAAGAAAGUACCAAGAUCACGAUCGAUAGUGAUUCAGACGUUAUGGAGAAAGAUGAAUCAGUGGAUGAAGAAGGAAUAGUGAAGAUACAUGAAUAUGAUGAUAAUGAUAAAACCGCCUGGUCGCAAGAUCAUCAAGAUAUGAUGGAAUCCUUAGAAAGCAUGCUUCAAAAUCUGACCUUGACUUGUGAAUACGAUAAAUAUUAUGAUAAACUAAUUUCGAAUUCACAAAAGCAAAGCGUCUUCGAUGCUACAACCGAGGAAGAAUUGUUGUCCUGUGCUUUUAAUAAGUGGAGAGAUCGUUAUAAUAAUUACGUCUGUUUAGGUGAAAUGGCUGAAGACGAUUAUAAUAGCAAGUUGAUGAGUGCCGCAUUUCUUCACUGGAAGAUGGUGACACGAAGGAAGAAAGCUAUGUUAAAGGCCGCCGAGGAUGUUUUCAUGAAUCGAUAUAUGCUCCGUUGCUUUAUACAAAAAUUCAUGCAAAAGCAGAAACAAAAAGAAUUACUGGAAAAAGUCUUUUGGGGUAAGGAAGCAAACAAAAUUUCCAAG
Acaulospora colombiana is the source of this 1953-nucleotide messenger RNA. Lineage: Eukaryota; Fungi; Glomeromycota; Glomeromycetes; Diversisporales; Acaulosporaceae. The record is from the annotation of a GenBank genome assembly.